Engraulis encrasicolus (European anchovy) is the source of this 1338-nucleotide messenger RNA. Its product is annotated as 5-hydroxytryptamine receptor 3A-like. The record is from RefSeq and is a predicted model, not a curated record. Lineage: Eukaryota; Metazoa; Chordata; Actinopteri; Clupeiformes; Engraulidae. Gene Ontology annotation, molecular function: transmembrane signaling receptor activity; acetylcholine-gated monoatomic cation-selective channel activity. The annotation marks the transcript as partial. Gene Ontology annotation, biological process: nervous system process; monoatomic ion transmembrane transport; regulation of membrane potential. The transcript has 10 exons. Gene Ontology annotation, cellular component: synapse; neuron projection; plasma membrane.
GUAGCUGGUGUGUGGGCUGACAGUAAAUGUAGCUGGAUGGCCGUCCUGGACUACUUGAACCUGACGUCCAAUCGUGACCGUCUGAUCAUGACGCGACCCAGCCAGGACUGGAGGGUUCCCACCAACGUAUCCCUGGACGUGUACAUAUACGCCAUUCAGGCUGUGCAGGAGAAGAGCCAGACCUUCAUCCCUUACAUCUGGGUCAUGACGGAAUGGACCAAUGAGCUGCUGUCCUGGCAGCCUGAUCAGUUCUGCGGGAUCCAACAAGUGGCUGUUCCUCGAGAGUUGCUAUGGAAACCUGAUCUGCUUCUAUUCGAGACGAUGGAGAGAGAUAAGGACACAGGAAGUCCCUUUGUGCUGCUGAAACACGACGGGACAGUCAUCAUGGACGGCUACCGCAAGGUGCUGUCCACUUGUGCAAUGGACGUCUUCAAGUUUCCCUUCGACACCCAGAGAUGCACCUUGUCCUUUUCCUCAGCCAUACACUCAGAUAAGGAGCUGCUCCUCUUUCCCACCUCCAACUCGUCCCGUGCGACGCGUAACUCGGAGGACAUGAUGGAGAAGGAGGUGAGCGAGUGGGAGUUCAUCAACCUCACUGUGCAGCGCCUCAAGUUGCCCUUCAACGACGAAAACUGGGACAAACUCGUCUACACGAUCAGCAUCCGCAGGGUGCCCCUGCUGUAUGUGUUGACCUUCAUCCUCCCCAUCCUCUUCCUCCUGCUGCUGGACCUGGCCUCCUUCUUCAUGUCCGAUGCUCAAGGUCAAAAGACCGGCUUCAAGGUCACAGUGCUGCUGACCAUGUCAGUGCUGCUGCUCAUCCUCAAUGAAACUCUACCCAACAAACCCAGGAGGACCCCCCUCAUAGCGGUGUACGUGAUGGUGACGUUUGGCUUCAUGCUGCUGAGCCUGAUGGAGAGCAUCCUGGUGGGAUACCUGAUAGACAGGGCUGAUACCCAGCACAGCCGGGAAGCAGGAAACAGGAAGUCUGUGGGCGGGAUCAUCUGUGUGGCCAAUGGAGAAUGUCAGCAGGAGGCCACGCCUAUGAAAGGGUGCCCCGACCCAGCCGAGGGCGACGAGAGGGGUGAAGGGGGCGACCCCGCACCCCUUCAGGGGAGCGAGGGGAGAGACCCUGUACCCUUCCUCCUACGCCUCAUCCAUCAGGAUCUGCAGAAUCAGAACCUCCUCCUCCGGAAUCAGUACUACCAUCAGAAUCAGAACCAAGCACCCCCAAGGAACCAGAACUCUCUGGCCAAUUACAUCAACACCACAUUCUUCAUUGUCUAUCUGCUCUCUGUGUCCAUCUUCCUCCCUACCCUCUUCAUCACCUGGAUGGCUUAA